CGUCUCAGUCUUUUUGUUUUGAAAUCCUCCAAACAUGCUGUCUGCUCCCAAGCCCCGCAACCCUCGCCCCGCUGCUGCUGCUCCUGCUGCUCCUGCUGUUGCUGUUGCUCCUGCUCCUCGUGCUCCUCGUGCUCCUCGUGCUGCUGCUGCUGCUGCUGUCCCUGCUGCUGCCCCUGCCGUUCAGCCUCAGCCGGCAAACCCUGCUCCGGCUCAUCGACUUGCUGGUCCCAUUGGAGUACUCCAACAAUCUCAGUCCUCACGCCGCCCUCGAGCUGCCCCUGCGGCUGCUCAAGCUGCUGCUCCGGUUGCUGCUGCUCCAGCUGUUGUUGCUCUUGUGGCUGCAGCUGCUCCGCCUGGUGGUGGCCCCAACCGGAGGAAGAACAACAACCGACCGGCUGAUUCGGCUGGAGCCGCUCAACCGCGCAGAGGCUUGCCUCGACGCCGCCGCGGCGGUGCUCCAGUGGCUGCUCUUGCUGCUGCCAAUGCUCCAGUGGCUGCUGCCGGUGAUUUCGAUCUGGGCGACGCGCCGCAGGGAGCGCUGGUCGACUUUGGCGCAAUGCGCAACGGCCUGCCUCCCAAUGGCCCCUCCGCUCCGAGCUCGGUUUCAUCGGUGGCGUCGUCAAAGGCAAGCCGAAAGCCGCUAACGGAGAGAAACGUUGCCAUCAAGGAUCGCUCCCACUACCAACUCUACAUGUUUGGCUGCGAGGGCUGCAGCAUGCUAUGGUACAAAAAGUGCGCCCCGAUCAAUCCGGUCUCGCCCUGCAGAGGUUGCAACACGCGAUAUGACCCGAUUCCCAUUGGAUCCGAACCCGUUGGUCUGGGCUUUUUCCGUUGCUCAAAGUGCAAGCACCAGUGGACGUCCUGCCCAGCAGCUCGCAAUGUCUCUCAGCCUUGCUUUGGUGGGAAGUGCGUUAUGCUCCAUCAUGAGUACCCCUACAAGGUGCUUCCUCGACAGAGCAUGCGCAGUCACACCGACGAGACUCAAAGAAAGUCGGAUAACAAGCAUUCUUGUGCAGCUUGUGGGGGCGAGGGCCAAUGCCCACUGAGACGUCGUGGUGAUGUAUUCUCCAAAGCUCAUGUCAGCGCCCCUGGCUCGAUUGGCUGCUCGUCGUCGCCUGGUUCUGAACGUAACUGGCUGAGCGACGAGAACUACAACAAGUAUCGCCAUCUGAUGAACGCGCACGACUACGAAGAUUUCGAUGGUGACGACUAGACGCCUUCCCCGCGUCAAUGGUGCUUUGCAUUUUGCUGGUAGUGACUACUUUGCGCUGCUCGAACAUUUGAGAGCAUGAUGAUGAUGUUGCUGUUCUGGAGUUACUGUUGUUAGUUGUUCGUGUUUCUGUUGUGAGUUCCUGUUGUGUGUUCCUGUUGUGUGUUCCUCCUGUCUGUGUUGCUCAGAUUACUCUUGUUCCAUCAUCAACUCAGUCUGUAU
Molecule: messenger RNA, 1432 nt
Organism: Capsaspora owczarzaki ATCC 30864
Lineage: Eukaryota; Filasterea; Ministeriida; Capsasporidae
Exons: 1
Coding region: 35-1213 (392 amino acids)
Biological process (GO): innate immune response; viral translational frameshifting
Molecular function (GO): sequence-specific mRNA binding; ribosome binding
Source: RefSeq, a predicted model, not a curated record